This is a messenger RNA of Mesocricetus auratus (golden hamster), 4066 nucleotides long. RefSeq names its product olfactomedin 3 (gene Olfm3). The transcript is spliced from 6 exons. Lineage: Eukaryota; Metazoa; Chordata; Mammalia; Rodentia; Cricetidae. The coding region runs from base 363 to 1739 and encodes 458 amino acids. The record is from RefSeq and is a predicted model, not a curated record. Gene Ontology annotation, biological process: signal transduction.
AGUUGCUCCCUUUCUCUUCUUGGGUCAAAACUUUUGAGGUGGGCUGGAUAGCUAACAGAAGGGAAAAGGGUAGACCUGGGCACACCAGGUGGAGGCGCUUCAGCACCUCGGCCAGAGCCCGCUGCAGCCGGUCCCAGCCUUCUGAGCUCCCCAACUCCCUACUCUGAGAUGCCUGCGGAAUGAUCGCCCCCCAGGGCGGCUGCUGCUGCUGCUGCCGCUGCUGCUAUUGCUGCCGCCGCCGUCUCUGCCUCCACUGUGUUCUGACUGGCAGGCAGAAAGUGCAACUGACGUGGGAAAGGUCUCCGCAGUGAGUGGAGUGGCUACAUAAAACAGAGUAAAGAGAGGCAAAAACCCACAUCAGAAUGCAGGCGAGGUCCAGCCUUCUCAACCUCCUUCUUCUGUCUUUACUUGCUGGAUUAGAUCCUUCCAAGACUCAGAUUAGCCCUAAAGAAGGGUGGCAAGUGUACAGCUCAGCACAGGACCCUGAUGGCCGAUGCAUUUGUACAGUGGUGGCUCCAGAACAAAACCUGUGUUCCCGAGAUGCCAAAAGCAGACAGCUUCGCCAGCUUCUGGAAAAGGUACAGAAUAUGUCCCAGUCUAUAGAAGUCUUAAACUUGAGAACUCAGAGAGAUUUCCAGUAUGUCCUAAAAAUGGAAACCCAAAUGAAAGGGUUGAAGGCCAAGUUUCGGCAGAUUGAAGAUGAUCGGAAGACACUAAUGACCAAGCAUUUUCAGGAACUGAAAGAGAAAAUGGAUGAGCUACUGCCCCUGAUCCCAGUGUUGGAGCAGUACAAAACAGAUGCCAAGCUCAUCACACAGUUCAAGGAAGAAAUUCGGAAUCUGUCCUCAGUACUCACUGGGAUUCAGGAGGAAAUCGGUGCCUAUGACUAUGAAGAACUGCACCAACGGGUCCUCAGCUUAGAGACCAGGCUACGUGACUGCAUGAAAAAGCUAACAUGUGGCAAAUUGAUGAAGAUCACAGGCCCCAUCACAGUCAAGACAUCUGGAACUCGAUUUGGUGCAUGGAUGACGGAUCCCUUAGCAUCUGAAAAACAUAACAGAGUCUGGUAUAUGGACAGUUACACUAACAAUAAAAUAGUACGUGAAUACAAGUCCAUUGCAGACUUUGUCAGUGGAGCUGAAUCAAGGACAUACAACCUCCCUUUCAAGUGGGCAGGAACUAACCAUGUUGUCUACAAUGGCUCACUCUAUUUUAACAAGUAUCAGAGUAAUAUCAUCAUCAAGUACAGCUUUGAUUUAGGGAGAGUUCUAGCCCAAAGAAGCCUGGAGUAUGCUGGCUUUCACAACGUAUACCCCUACACAUGGGGUGGAUUCUCUGACAUCGACCUAAUGGCUGAUGAAAUUGGCCUGUGGGCUGUGUAUGCAACUAACCAAAAUGCAGGCAAUAUUGUCAUCAGCCAGCUUAAUCAAGAUACCUUAGAGGUGAUGAAGAGCUGGAGUACCGGCUACCCUAAGAGAAGUGCAGGGGAAUCCUUCAUGAUUUGUGGGACUCUGUAUGUCACCAACUCCCACCUCACUGGAGCCAAAGUGUAUUAUUCCUAUUCCACAAAAACUUCCACAUAUGAGUACACGGACAUCCCCUUCCAUAAUCAAUACUUCCACAUAUCCAUGCUUGACUACAAUGCAAGAGAUAGAGCUCUUUAUGCCUGGAACAAUGGUCACCAGGUCCUGUUUAAUGUCACCUUAUUCCACAUAAUUAAGACUGAAGAUGACACAUAGGCAAACGUCAUUUUUAAAUCUAUCUACACUGUCAUUUAUGAUAAACUCUAUAGAACCCUAUAUGUGUUCAAUUUUACUCCUUGGCUGACAUGUCAUCGUUUCUCCAAAGCAAAGCAUUUUAUUGUAUAUUUGGAGUUUCAAAAAGUAUUUGUCUAAGCUAAUAUUUUGGAAAUACAUCUUAACACCUAAAUUUAUAGGGCCUAUCAUGCCCUUGUCAUGCAAAGCACUAAAAAGAGUUUAAGUGGCUAGAGUCAUAGUUUUGCAAAAGAUUAAUGAUCUACCUUGUAUUAGAAUCAGACUAAUUGUGGCUUAAAUGCAUGAAUGUCUUCUUUUCUGCACUGUCAAUAUUUUUUACUGUCUCUUGCUCUACAUCCAGAAAUAUUUUCAUAGGACUUAAGGUAAAAGAAAAGCACUUCCCCAAAUUUAUUUCUAUAAAAAGAUUUGAAGAUUUUAUUUAUGUGAAAAAUACUAUCAGUCAUAUUUCUGUAACCACAUUCUCUGACGCGGUGCUGUGCAGUCAUUUCUAAAUGUCUUGCUGACAUUUUCUUGGCAAUAUGUAUUUCUAUCAUUGUAACCACCAUCUUACAAUUGUAUUUCUUCACUUCUGUGAAAGUAAUAUUUUUUAUAAAAUGCACUAAAAUUUAAUCUCAGCAAUUACUCAAGUGAGUUUUCAAGUGUGGCCAAGAAAGAUCUUUUUGGCUUACCCUUUCACAUAAGCACUAUAACUUAAAGAAAUAAAAUCAAGUCAGGUAUCCAGAAUCUCUGUUUUGUCCCAAGUUCAUUCUCCCAUUGACUCUGAAUUUGAAAUUCACCAAUUGAAUGCACCAGUUCAAUGUAGUGAUACCCAGUUUCCUGGAAGUAGCCCACAAAAUUGUUUGUAAAAUAUGUGUCUGUGUUAUAGACUGCAUUUGAUCCUAUUCAUUUAUCAUUGCUAGUGUUAUUAUAUAUAUGCAUACAUAUUAGUAUUUUAACAUAUUUUACAUACAACCUUCAAUGAUGUCAUUUCUUAUAAAAAAUAUGAAGCACAUGAAGUUUAUUAAGGAAAGAAAAUUUAUGUAAUUUUUUUCUAUAUUAAAAUUAUGAACCCUAGAGUGUUAUUGGUAAGCUUGCACAAAAGAAAAUGAUGAAAAGAAUCAGGGAGUCACCUUUGGUAUCAAAUGUAUAAGUAAUCAAUUCAGAAAAAUGAAACCUUGUCUCACAGUACAUUCAAAAUUAAAAAAAAACUGAAAAGCAAAAAUUUGUUAGCAUUCAUAUUACUAAUUCUACAGAAGAUAAAACCAAUGAGCUAAAUGUAACUUCUAUAUUUUAAAAAGAAAUCCCCUAAGGCAGCUUUAUUGAAACUAAUAAGGGUAUAUUUUAAAAUUUUAAAAAUAUAAUCUAAAAUAUAGCAUAUAGCAUAAAGUUUAACUUUUUGUGUCAUACAUAUAAUACCACACCACAUUUUAAAAUAAGCAUAAGAUAAAGAAGACAAAGCACUCUGUAGACAGAUAGUGAUGCUUAUAGUAAUUCAUUUCAAAUUCUGCAAGUGAAGAGUUCUCAUAUAUCAUUACGUCAAAAUUGGACAAUGUAAUUAAUUAAUCUUGAAACUCAAGGUUAAAUAUGUAGCAGCUAUUUUUUGUCAACAAAACAUACGCAUGAUCUGACAGUCACCCUGCGUUUUUAAAUAAUGGUGUCUUCUGUUCUCAAACAUUUACAUAAGUUCCUGUAUACAAAGGAGAGUCAGAAAAUUUAGGAGAUUCAUUUGUCAAACUACACAUAUCACAAAAGUAAGCAGUUCAUACUUUAUAUAGCAAUCUGUAUAAGGUAAAAAUCAUGUCAGCUUUAGAAAUGAAUCAAGUUUUAAGUAGACAGACUCUAAUAGGAACCACUCAUGUUAUGUUAUGUGGUAUCACAUACAUUUAAAAUAUGGAUGACCAUGACUUAUUUGUGAGGUGUGUGCAUCUUGUACAGAGCCUUGUUGUUUUCUAUGUAUGAUUUCAUCACCUAUCAAAUAUAUAGUGUAUGUGCUGUUAGAACAAGAUAAGAUUUUGUUGUCACCAGAAGUGGGGUAACAUGAUCUUAAAAUAUGACUUGCAUUAAACAUUUACAGUUGAGGAGCAUUUCCUUAAUAAAUUAUGUUCAGUUUUGUGCCUGAAAUAAAUAAGAACUUAAUCACUGUUUCCUUUUUAAUCUCCAGCAAAUAAAGUAAUUUUAUGAGUAGAAUAAUGCAUAUUUUAAAGUUAUUCAUAGAAUCUAAGCUCAGAAAAUCCUCAUCUGAAGUGAACUAUGUAACUGGUAUUUUCUAAAUUAAUCAGAUCAUUAAAGUAAUCUGUGUAAUUCAAAUAAUA